GAGAUGCCUUGUAGCUCUGUUUGGCAGACUCCAAAUGUUGUUUCAGUUGCUUACUUGGGGAUGUUAAAAGAUAGUAGGAAAUACAUUUUACUCUGAUGACAGAACCUUGGUUGCAUUUAACAUCAGUGCUUCUUGACAAACUUUUAAUACCUGUGUCAAGUUCUAAUUUUAAGAAAGAAAACAUAGUGUAACCUUGGUAAAAGUUCAAUGGCAGUCUUUCUUCAUUUAUUGUUUGCCGAUGUCAAUUUGCUCCUUAGAUGACAAGUGUUUGAACUUCUUGGCAACAUCUGAUGUGAAAUAGGGACGGUCACAGACCCAUUUGAGGAUGAAACUUUGAAACUUUAGCCAAUUAGCAUCACCCACUGAGUGCAGUACAAUAGAAUGACAGAUCUUUGAUUUAGGGGAUGGCUUUCGCUGAGCAGUCACCUCUGACCCUUCACCGCCGGGACCUCUGUAGCCGUUCUAUCUGGCUAGCAAGGAAGAUUCGUUCAGACCUGACUGCGCUUAUGGAAUCUUACGUGAAGCAUCAGGGCCUGAAUAAAAAUAUCAACCUGGACUCUGUGGCUGGUGUGCCAGUGGCAAGCACUGAUCGUUGGAGUGAGAUGACUGAGGCAGAGAGACUCCAAGAGAACCUCCAGGCUUAUCGUACCUUCCAUGGGAUGUUAACCAAGCUUUUAGAAGACCAGAGAGUACAUUUCACCCCAACUGAAGGUGACUUCCAUCAGGCAAUACAUACUCUUCUGCUCCAAGUUUCUGCCUUUGCCUACCAGCUAGAGGAGUUAAUGGUCCUUAUGGAGCAGAAGAUCCCAGAGAAUGAGGUUGAUGGGAUGCCUGUCACUGUUGGAGAUGGUGGCCUUUUUGAGAAGAAGCUUUGGGGCCUGAAGGUCCUUCAAGAGCUUUCACAGUGGACCGUGAGGUCUAUCCAUGACCUCCGUGUCAUUUCUUCUCAUCAGAUGGGAAUCUCAGCGCAUGAGAGCCAUUAUGGGGCCAAGGAUAAGCAAAUGUAGCAGCUACCCCUUCUCUCUCUUUUGUUCUGGUGAAAUAGGUACUUCCCCGAGGCUUCAUUUUCUCAGAAUCAAUUUUUGAAAACCUUAAGCCACAGCCAUUUUCAUCAAGUAGGGUUGACCCACAUAUGAAAAGGUGGAUAUACAGGGUUAUUCUGGGUAUAUGCAUAUGUGUGCAUAUGUUUUUGUUUGUAUUGAUGGUAUAGUAGAGUAGAAACAAGAGCACUAACCUCCCACCUUUGUGCUUUAAUGUUCCUGAUACUAAGUGACCUUUCUAGGCAUUUAACAGCCUUACAGGCAGAAGAGAAAGUGUAACUAGUUCUGAUUGACUUCGGCAAAGACUGACUAAACAAUAGAAGUCCUAGACUAGCGCCAAACUACCAUAAAAAUAGCAUUGCUGUGCUGAGGCAAUGAGUGUGCCAUCCCUUUUAUAUACUUUAUAUAUAACUUGACAUCUUUGUCUCAGAGGGUUAGAAGAUGGUUCUUGUAAUCUGUCCCUAGCACUGAAAAGCAGCCCUUGUUACACAUCCUCAGAAGUCAACAGCAGACUGCCAUCCACAAGUAUUUGUUGCUCACACCUGGGAAAGAACAGCAACUAUACAUCUUCAGAUUCCAUUUGGGGGGAAAAAAAAUGGGCCCACUCUACUUCCAUAGUUGGAAGCUAAAGGAUAUGCAAUAGCAGACUGGGUUAGUGUUGACUAAUGUACUUGAAUAUUGAGUUAAUGACUCUUUAUAGCAAGUGAGCAGAUGAGUUAUAUUGGUGCUAUAACUAGGUAAUCGCAGAGGAUGGAAUGCUCAGGUUAAAGUGUCAUAGAGAUCCAUCACCUUACAUUCUCUGCGCUUAGUCAUGAGGGGAGGAUGAAGUCUACUUGGUCCCCACUGAGAAUGCCAGAGAUUCUUAACACAGUAAUUCUCUGCUUUUAAUGUUCUUGUGAGAGCCACACAGCAUAGAAGACUAGGAAACAGACAUCCUCAUUUGCAGUGAGGCCUGUGCAUUAAUGGUGCAUUGUGAAUCCAACAAUUUGUUAGUUUCAUUUGUUUUUUGCUUAUCUUCAGUUAAAUUUGAGAGAUCUUGAGUUGGGAACCCAAGUCUAAUGAUGACAUCUUGCUUUAUAAAUGCACGGUCUUGUACCCUCUUCUAUAAGGGGUUCCAUACAGGCUAGAACUCUAAUCAGGUACGGGACAGGAUUCAGCCAAUCACUGUAGUAGCUCGGGGGAAAUGAGACCCUGCUUUCUACUAUGCAUUUGUAAAAAUACAGUUCCUUAUGUAUAAAAUAAAGACCAAAAUUAGGGUGAGAUUGUACAAAAUUGAAAGAUCAAUUAAAGCUACAAAUAAAUGUACUGCCUGGGUUGGUGAAGUACAUUAUAGAAUAGACUGAAAAAAAUACAAGAGUUGGCUCAUGAAAACAAAUUAUACAAUAGUAAACAUCUGGACCAAGCAUCAUAAAAGGCCUAUUUUAUUCUAUUAAUGAUUUCGGUAUAGAUAAUUUUUCAUGUUUAGAAGGGCUUAUUUCAUUUGUGCUAUUAAGUUCUGUUUGUCAGCAGCAUUUUCCAUUUAAUAAAGUAUAUAUUAACAAGGUU
Messenger RNA from Cricetulus griseus (Chinese hamster), 2585 nucleotides. The record is from RefSeq and is a predicted model, not a curated record. Lineage: Eukaryota; Metazoa; Chordata; Mammalia; Rodentia; Cricetidae.